Molecule: messenger RNA, 1747 nt
Organism: Triticum aestivum (bread wheat)
Lineage: Eukaryota; Viridiplantae; Streptophyta; Magnoliopsida; Poales; Poaceae
Exons: 6
Coding region: 115-1500 (461 amino acids)
Source: RefSeq, a predicted model, not a curated record
AUCAAAAGUCAAAACCCCCCGAUCGGGCCGCCUUUUCCCAACCCAGCAGCGCUCCGACGCCGCCGUCGGUUACUAGUGUGGACACGCGGUCGGCGUGGUCGGCGGCCGGCGGGGAUGAGCAUGCGCUAUCUGGUGGCCGGUCGCGCCGGCUGUGCGGCGGCGGGAUCGUCCUCCUCCGCCAACCCCCUCAGCGCCCUCGCCGACGCCGUGCUCGGCUCCUCCAAAUCUGAGCAGCAGAGAAAGGAACUUUCAGGAUCAGCAGUUCGCGGGAAAGCUUCUUUUGAUUCGAUGCCCGUUCCUUUAUCUACACUUCCAGGCUCCGAGGAUGAGGUCAAGCUAGGUCAGGGACCUAUUAGAAGCAUGAAGGGCACCAACUUCAUUAAUGGGUGUCAUGGAGACGCCUGUGGCGAUAAUUUUCAAGCCUCAAUCCCUUCUGUUCCUGAACACAGAGUAGUCGAGCCUCACCUUGGAGAGUCAGAGCAAGUUGAUAGCGCUACUCGCCUGCAUUUCAAGCCCAAAUUUGAAGGUCCACCAGAGAUGGCUGCUCACCAUUUGUUGCCUCAAAGUUCAUUUGAACCAUACAAUAUAUCGGAAAAUGGACCAGAAGAAUAUUCAGGAGGAAAGGAUGGGUUAUUGGAUCAUAUGGAUGAUCUUUAUGAUGAUGAAAUGAGAUCCUCUGGAAACACAAGCACCGAAGUCGAUAGUUGGUUGUCUGCGUUUGAACAGGGACUACAUCCACGAGUCAUGAGCGACGACGAGCUGUCAGGUGGUGGCUGGUUGUCAUUCCUGCAGAUUGCCAUCAGCCACCUGGGUGGAUUUUCCCAACCAAGGUUUCUGGAAGAACUGAUCACCUGUCAGGAUCAGGUUACUGGGCAUCGAGUAUGGAUCAAGCUACAGCAGCGCUCUGGCUGGUCGGUUAAAUUGGAAGCUACGCGCGACCACCUCUUCGACGCCCUGCAGGAUGCGGCGAUGCUGGCCGUUAUCACGAUGAGACAGCAUUUCCCCUGUGAGUUCGGAGGCACUCCAUUUGAAGUUCUGCCCGUCCCGCCUGGGCAGAGGAGCAGGCGGUUAGAUGACGGUGCCACGGUCAUCCGAGGCGGUGCCGUGGCUUCUGCUUUUAUUGGCAUCGAUCACGAUGAUGUCCAACGUCUUCUCGCGGUCAGCUUCAUGUCCCUUUUCCAUGAGCGUUCCAAGUCUUUGCAACGUUUGAGGAAGCACGCGUUGAAGCAGCGGCUGCUGAUCGCGGAGAUAGAGAAGAUGGUGGAAGAGCUCGAUGGUUCCCCAACCCAGACGCAGGAGUUGGAUCAAAGAAUUGCGGAGCUGAAAAGGAAGUCGGGGGAGAUGCAUGGACUUCAUGCCCAUGCUGUCAAAGGAUACAUUGGUUGGUCUGUGUUCGUCUCUAACGAGGCGCAGCAGGAGAUGAAACCAUUGGAUGAUGGGGAUGAGGUACCACCUGCAAUUGCAAGCUCCUCAGUAGUAUCAGCCAGGGCCAGGCUGUGAGCGAUAUGCAUGCAUUGCACCAGUUUAUAUUCAUCAAUAAUGAUGGUUACAAUCCAACCAACCUGUGUCGUUGUAAUUCAUUACUCCUUUUGGACUUGGAUGGUGUUAUUUAGGGACCCAGACGUGGCACCGUGAACUCAUGUUGUUGUAAUCUCAGACCCCUGCUUGUGUUGUAAACUGAUGUAUGUGCAAAGCCUAAAUGGGCUGUCUGUGACACCCUACAAUAUAUGAUGGCUGUUGAGACAUA